Messenger RNA from Naegleria lovaniensis, 2442 nucleotides. RefSeq lists its product as uncharacterized. NCBI's taxonomy places the organism in Eukaryota, Heterolobosea, Eutetramitea, Acrasida, Naegleriidae. Gene Ontology annotation, cellular component: mitochondrial degradosome. Gene Ontology annotation, molecular function: RNA helicase activity; ATP binding; hydrolase activity, acting on acid anhydrides. Gene Ontology annotation, biological process: mitochondrial RNA 3'-end processing; RNA catabolic process. The transcript has a single exon. The record is from RefSeq and is a predicted model, not a curated record. Bases 1 to 2442 code for a protein of 813 amino acids.
AUGCUCAAAGGUCAUCAUCACUUGCGGGCUUCUUCUUCCUCAAUUCAAAAGCUGUUGCUUCUCGGAAGAGGGGUUUCGCCUUUGCACAGCAGUGGUAACUGCGGUGUUGCCCAUGUGUGGUGUUUGGAAAAUUUGAAGAAUAAUAGUAGUACAAUGAUUCAGCAUCAGAAAGGAGAUUUGCAUCAUGAUCAAGUGAGGAAUUACACUUCUUCGGGUUUAUCUUGUUUGGAUUUAGUGAUGAGGAAGAAGAAUGGUUUUGGCUACCACCCAUGGCCCGAACAUUUGGUGAUAAAUUCUUCUACUUCUUGUAAAUUAGUAUCAUCAUUCGGAAAUGUGUAUAGCGAACAAAAUGGAGUUUAUGGCAGUGUCAACUAUUGUACAUCCUCAUAUAGGUUCAAUUCUGUUUUGAAUAAGGAUAAGGAACAAUCAAUUCUUGAAUUGCUUGACGAGGCUGCAAGUAAAGACAUGCAAGAGUUUAUAAAACAACAUUCACUUGACAGAAAUAGCUUGGAGCAGCGAGUAGAUUAUGAUUACUUGCUGACUGUUAUUGAGGAACUGACACAAAAUCAAGAAAAGAGAGAAUUAGCUAGAUCUAUGGGUGUGGAGGACGACAAUGAUUGGAAGUCAUCAGUGUCAUCUUUUCAAUUUAACUUUCUCCAUCAUUUCGACACAGAUUCCAAGUACAGGCAUAAGGUCAAGAAGGCCUUUAAAGCUGCUCAAAAAGAAAAUAAGGUUCAAGAAUUAAUAUGGAAUUUGUAUUUGCGAGACCUUGAACAACAAAUUGAAGAGGAAAAGAACUUGCAAAUGGCUGAUCUCACUGAACCUCAUCACUUGUAUCCAUUAACUCGACUCAAGCCGAGAAAAAUAAUUUUUCACAUAGGUCCAACAAACAGCGGUAAAACAUACAAUGCCUUUCAAGCAUUGAGAAACGCCAAAACCGGUAUCUAUUGCGCUCCUUUGAGGCUGUUAGCAACGGAGGCUUUUGUAAAAUUAACAUCAGGAGAUAACCCAAUUGCUGCUUGUCAACUUAUAACUGGAGAUUUUAAAAUUGAGACAGAAAAUGCAACUCACACAUGUUCUACCACUGAAAUGGUCGAUACACAGAGAGAGGUAGAUGUGGCCGUUAUUGAUGAAAUUCAAUUAAUCACUGACUCUGAUAGAGGAUGGUCUUGGACACGUGCACUGCUAGGCGUACGAGCCAAAGAAGUACAUUUAUGUGGAGAGGGAAGAGUAUUAAAGCUUGUUAAAAAGCUUUGUGAAGAUACAGGAGAUGAAUUAGAGGUGAAAGAGUAUGAUAGGCUUACCCCACUGAAAGUGACAAAGAAACCUACUGUUAAAGAUUAUGGUGAUUUACAACGAGGAGAUUGUAUCGUUUGUUUUUCGCGAAAGGAGGUUUUUAAAAUUAAGAACGAAAUUGAAAAAUCCACUGAUCUUAGAGUUUGUGUCGUUUACGGCGGUUUACCUCCCCAAACUCGAAUUACACAAGCUGCUCUCUUCAAUCAUGAACAAUCUCCCUAUGAUGUGCUAGUGGCCACUGAUGCUAUUGGAAUGGGACUCAACCUUAAUAUAAGGCGAAUUAUAUUUAGUGAAACUGAGAAGUUUGACGGUAAAGAAGUAAGAACUUUAACACCACAUGAAAUUAAGCAAAUAGGAGGCAGAGCUGGAAGAUUUAACAGUGCCUUCGAAGAGGGAGAAGUGACAUCAUUUCGUGCUAGUGAUUGUCGUGUUAUACAGCAAGCAUUUGCAUAUGAUCCAUCUAAUGAAGUAGAAGAACUCAGAGCUGGUCUUUUCCCUACAGACGAGCAAAUUGACCAUUUCUCUCGAAUCUCCCUUGAAACAGGGGUUCGAGUGAGAUUGAGCACUAUUCUUUCGAAGAUUGACGAAAUGGCCAAGUUAAACGAAGGAAAGUAUUUCAUGUGUGAUAUGAAAGAAAAGAAAGAUAUUGCCAACAUUAUUCAUCCAAUCGAAAAUUUAACCACAGCAGAGAGGAUGAUUUUUGUCAAAUCACCCAUAGAUCCUGACGAGCAAUUAUGUAAAACCAUGACAUUCAAAUGGGCAAAAUUGUACUCUGAAGGAAAAUACGUUCCUCUUCUCAUUCCCAAUCCCAAUUCAUUGAGGCCUAUCAACACGCUGCACAAGUUAAAGGAGCUCGAAGUAAUGUACAAAUGCUUGAAUAUUUAUUGUUGGCUCAGUUACAGAUUAAUGCCCUUCAAUGAACGAGAAAAAGCACUUGAAUAUCAAGAAAUCAUUAGAAAACUAAUAGAGGAUUCUUUGAAAAAGACCGUGUCGCUCGAGAGAGCUGAGAAGCAAGUACAUCAAAGAUCAAAAGAGCAUCACCAACGAAGUUUUAAUGGCUACAAGAAGACAAGCGUCAAACGUAAAAGUAUUUCAAAGAAGCACAGAAUGCAAGUCAACAAAAUGCUCGCCCAGUAUGAUUUAUAA